Molecule: messenger RNA, 213 nt
Organism: Emiliania huxleyi CCMP1516
Lineage: Eukaryota; Haptophyta; Isochrysidales; Noelaerhabdaceae
Exons: 1
Source: RefSeq, a predicted model, not a curated record
CUGCCUUCAAAGUACCUUGUCGAUUACGUGACACCCUCCUCCGACCAGGGUCUCCGUGGCGACUGCUACCUCUUCGCGACUGCCGGGAUCCUCGAGUCGUCCUACGUGCAGUACGGCGUCGCCAAGGGCUGGCUCAACGGGUCCACGUUCCUUCGCCUGUCGAGGCAGGCUCUUGGUAUCGCGCUGAUGGACGAGUGCAAGAAGCACCCGACA